Molecule: messenger RNA, 552 nt
Organism: Entrophospora sp. SA101
Lineage: Eukaryota; Fungi; Glomeromycota; Glomeromycetes; Entrophosporales; Entrophosporaceae
Source: the annotation of a GenBank genome assembly
AUGUCGUCAGUAUUCAUUUCAAAUUGUUUCAUUAAAUCAGUUGUUACAACUAUCAAUAGACUACACUUAAUACAAACGAUCAUUGUUAAUGACAAUGAGGAUUUAACCGAAGAAGACUUGUCAAUGAAUCAAAGCCAAAUUUUGAUAUUUUCUGGAGUAGUGCAAAAUAAUUCUUACGUUGAAGACAACACAAGAGACCAUUUCAUUAUCAAACGAAAAAUUUAUAAUCCAACUACUAAAAAUUCUAUUGAUUCCAAUAUAUAUGUUUCUUAUGAAUAUAAUAACAGAAGCUACAGAAAUAGAAUGGAAUUUUCCACAAAAACUAACAAUAAUGAACGAAAAUGUGAUGACAUAGAUGAUGAGUUGGAAAAAAUUGAAAAUAAAUUCAAAACAAAUAAUAAAAGAAAAAAAAAUUCAAACACUCCUACAUCACCUAUCAAAACACCUUCAUCCACAUCAUCUUCAUCUACCAACAAAACACCUACUUCUAGUACUUCAUAUAUUUAUUUAGCAAAAGAAUUCCAAUAUGAAAAUGAUGAGCAUAAAAAAUAA